ACACAGUUCUGUCCCAGUCACAACAAAAUGUCUUUCUCCGACUUCUCUAAAACCGACUCUCUUAAGUCCUUGAACGAAUUCUUGGCCGACAAGUCUUACAUUGAAGGUACCUCUGCUACCCAAGCUGAUGUCACCGUCUACAAGUCUUUCCAAAAGGAAUACCCACAAUUGACCAGAUGGUUGAACCACAUCGCUUCUUUCACUGAAGAAUUCGAAACCUUGCCAGCCGGUAAGGUUCCAGCUGCUUCCGCCGCUGUCGAAGAAGAUGACGAUGACGUCGACUUGUUCGGUUCUUCUGAUGAAGAAGUCGAUGAAGCCGCUGAAAAGUUGAAGCAACAAAGAUUGGCUGAAUACGCUGCCAAGAAGGCUGCUAAGGGUCCAAAGCCAGAAGCCAAGUCUAUUGUCACCAUGGAUGUUAAGCCAUGGGAUGAUGAAACUAACUUGGACGAAUUGGUUGCCAACGUCAAGGCCAUCGAAAUGGACGGUUUGACUUGGGGUGCUCACCAAUUCAUUCCAGUUGGUUUCGGUAUCAAGAAGUUGCAAAUUAACUUGGUUGUCGAAGACGCCAAGGUCUCUUUGGACGAAUUGCAACAACUUAUCGAAGAAGACGAAGACCACGUCCAAUCUACCGAUAUCGCUGCUAUGCAAAAGUUGUAAGUACAUUUCUCCGGUAUAAUGUGUACUUCUGCUCUUUAGUCUUAUGUAUAUCACUACAUAGUUGUAAUGUAAAC
Messenger RNA from [Candida] anglica, 731 nucleotides. The record is from the annotation of a GenBank genome assembly. NCBI's taxonomy places the organism in Eukaryota, Fungi, Ascomycota, Pichiomycetes, Serinales, Debaryomycetaceae.